Messenger RNA from Dromiciops gliroides (monito del monte), 1503 nucleotides. It is a transcript of the gene GPANK1, whose product is annotated as G-patch domain and ankyrin repeats 1. The transcript has 2 exons. The record is from RefSeq and is a predicted model, not a curated record. The coding region runs from base 292 to 1338 and encodes 348 amino acids. Gene Ontology annotation, molecular function: protein binding; nucleic acid binding. NCBI's taxonomy places the organism in Eukaryota, Metazoa, Chordata, Mammalia, Microbiotheria, Microbiotheriidae.
UGUCGGAACCGUAUGUCUUCCUGGCGCUGGUUGCUACCCGGACUUGCAGUUAGCGCACAAUAGGAAGUGUAGGGAGUUGGAGCUGACUGCACGGAGUGGAGCCCUGUAGCUAUUGAAUUUAUUUCGUGGUUGUGGGCGGCGUGCAGAUCUCUGUGGGGGGCUCUGCCGCCUUUUGCUGGGUUAGCUUGAGGAGGGCACUCUGGGUAUUUUACCCCGGGAAUGUUCGGUCCACGUUGGCCCGGCAACUGCUCCUGUGGGCGGCUGGCUUAAUGAUCCUCGACUCCUGCAGUCAUGACCCGCCCCGCCCUUAUCGCCUUCACCCCGGCCCGGGACCCGAGUGACCUCUGGAAGGAUGGGCGGCAGCAGCCGGAACCGGAGCCCCCCCUGGACGGGGCAGCUGCCCGGGGCUUCUAUGAAGCCCUUAUUGGGGGGAAGGGACAUGCCCCCUGCGGGCCCCCGGGACCCUCGCGGGUGCCUCCCAAGGAAAGAAAACGGACGCAGAAGACCAGGCAGCAGAGAGCCGGGGCCGGGGCGGGAGCGCCUGCGGCCUGCCGCGAGAGCGAGGGGGCCUGGGACCGGCAGACGGCGCGGCUCCUGCGGGCUGCGCAGGCCGGGGACGUGCGGCAGCUGCGUGCGCUGUUGGAGCCCCGAGGCCCGGGGGCCCGCGGGGGCGACGUUAACGCCCGGGACGCCUUUUGGUGGACCCCGCUGAUGUGCGCCGCCCGGGCCGGGCAGGGGCCGGCCGUGCGCUACCUCCUGGCGCGAGGAGCCGCCUGGGUAGGCGUGUGUGAGCCCGGAGGCCGCGAUGCGGCUCAGCUGGCCGAAGAAGCCGGCUUCCCCGAGGUGGCCAGGAUGGUCCGGGAGAGCGGGGGCGAGGAGAUCCCCGAGAGCCGGCCCUGCUCUCCGUUGCCAAAGUACUGUGGGACUUGUGGCUCCCAUUACCGAGACCCUAAUCACAACAGCUCUACUGCUCACCUUUUGUCCCUGUCCCAUGGGCCUCAGCCACCCCCCUUGCCUCCAGGAGUCCCUGCCUCUAGCCCUGGCUUCCAAUUAUUAGUAAAGGGGGGCUGGGAACCUGGAUUGGGACUGGGACCCCGGGGUGAGGGGCGGACUGCUCCCAUUCCCACAAUCCUCAAGAGAGACCAGGAAGGUUUGGGAUAUAGGCCAGCUCCCCAACCCCGAGUUACACAUUUCCCUGCUGGGGACCUUCGGGCAGUGGCUGAAAGGAAAAGAGCACCCCGGGCUGCUACUUUGGGCAAAAGAGAGGAGAGGCAUCGAGAAGAGAAGAGUAGAGCUUGGGAACGGAACCUACGGACUUACAUGAACCUUGAUCUUUGAUCAGGACUACUUAAACUGUCAUCUCAUAGACUCUGGAUACCUGUGAUUACCUGUUUACAAGGAUUACUGCUGAGAUCUGACGCUGACUUGGAAUUUCUACUUGGGUCUUUCUACAACUGGAAUCCCUGCUUAGAGUUGAGAAAUAAAACUGUCUUUUUAGCUUUU